ACCAAUUUAAUAUAUAUAUAUAUAUAUUCCCAUGAUGAUAAUAACCUAUAUUUUUUAAAAAGGCUAAGGGCUUUUUUUUUUUAAAGGAAAGAUGCCGGUAGGAAGUUAGGAGAGGAGAAGAACCGAACCCCAGACGCCUCUGAGGGGAUUUUUGAAACCAUCUGUUCCCAUGUAUCAAGAUGUCCCUGGUGGACCUGGGGAAGAGGCUGCUGGAAGCGGCUCGCAAAGGCCAAGAUGACGAAGUCAGGACGUUGAUGGCAAACGGGGCGCCUUUCACUACGGACUGGCUGGGAACAUCCCCUCUUCAUCUGGCAGCUCAGCAUGGCCACUAUUCCACGGCGGAAGUCCUGCUCCGAGCGGGAGUGAGCAGAGACGCACGGACCAAGGUGGACAGGACGCCGCUGCACAUGGCGGCCGCUGACGGGCACUCGCACAUCGUGGAGCUCCUCAUCAGGAACGGUGCCGACGUGAACGCCAAGGACAUGCUGAAGAUGACGGCGUUGCACUGGGCGACGGAGCACAACCACCGCGACGUCGUUGAGCUGCUCGUCAAGUACGGGGCCAACGUGCACGCCUUCAGCAAGUUUGACAAGUCUGCCUUUGACAUCGCGCUGGACAAGAACAACCCAGAGACCUUGUUGAUACUUCAGGAAGCAAUGCAAAACCAGGUCAACACCAACCCCGAGAGAGUGAACCCGGUCCCAGGCUCCGUCACCGUGGGCCAGCCGUUUAUUUUGGCUUCAGGAGACAUGAUGAGUCUGGCCAGCAUCGUCUCCUCGGCAGGCACCAAAACAACCUCAGGCGAUUCCCACAUUUCCACGGUGCAGUUUCCAAACUCAACAACCUCAGUCCUUGCCACGCUGGCAGCCAUCGCAGAAGCCUCCGGCCCGCUUUCCAACUCAAACAGAGCUCCCGCAUCUGAGGAAACAGUGGACUCCAGCUCUGCCAGUUCCCCCCUCCAGCACGUGGUCGGUGGCGGGGGCCGGCGGAUUAUCACGAUCAUGACCGACGGCGUCCAUCUGGGCAACCUCCAGGCGGCCCUUCCCAGCGGGGCCCUCGGCCAGCCCUUCAUCGUGACGAUGCAGAAUGGGCAGCAAGUCCUCACAGUGCCUGCUGGUCAGGUCGCAGAAGAAACCGUCAUCGAGGAGCAAAGUGACAGCGAUCACCACAUAGUAGAGGAGGAGGAGGAGGAGCCCCCUGCCAAGAAGAUCAAGGUGGAGGAAGUUGCAGAUGACCUGGAAGAAAGCAAGGAGAGGGAGAUUUUGCAGCAGCAACUGCAGGAAGCCAACCGCCGCGCUCAGGAGUACCGCAGCCGGCUGAUGAAGAAGGAGCUGGAGGCGGAGGGGUACCGGCAGAAGCUGGAAGCCAUGGACAGGCAACAGGCCAACGGGACGGAAGGGGUCGCGGAGGACGACGGCGAAGGCCAGGCGGUCAGCUCUGCCGCCGUGUCGGAAGAGGAGGCCGUCAGCUCCACGGUGGACCUGGAACUCCCGACCGACGUCGCGGUGGAGACGGUCAGCACCUCGUAACCCUUCAGGUCGCCCUUUCGCUUACUUUCUUAAAAUAGGAAAAUCAAAAGGAUUAACACUUCCCUGGGAAAAAGGGGAGAGAAGGAAGCCACACCCCUCCCUCCAAAGAAACUCUGGACAAAAGUCCUUUGGUGGGGGACAGUUCACAGUCAACCCCCCCUACCCCCUCUCCUGUCCUCGCUUUCCCCCCCUUUCAGAACAGGGCUUUAAACACACACAGCCAUAAAAUAAAUGCCUUUUUUUUUAUAAUCUCCCUAGACGUUCAGAGAGAGAUAUUUUUGUUACCGGAAGCCCUUUUUAUAAGCCGCCAGCAAGUGACCUAAAGCACCGAACCAAACCUGGCCCUUUUUAUGAGGGCGAGGCAGCCUUAUUGUCAGGGUGCCAGCCCUCUCUGGAACGGGGUGGGAAUGCUGAUGUAUGCAGCCCAGUUUCUCGGGGGGCCGGAGGCAGAAAACAGGAGCAGAUCCACAGGACGUUCCCUCCCCCCCCCCACCAAAUGGCCCCAGUUGCUGAAGGACCCUGCAUGCAAAUUGACAGGAGGCACUCACUUUCCUGUUUCCUGAGGCCUUGACAAUAGCCGGUGCGACAAAGGCAAGCUCGCCUCUUAGAAACACUGGAAGCGGCUUGUAUCGAAAGCAUUGCCCUUGGUGCUGAGCCUAUGAGCUGCCCUCUCUGUACCUCCUGGGGGCCGAGGGGGAGGGUUUUAUUAGCUCUGGGGGUUCCCUUGAAUUCCAGUCGCUCCUCUCGCUUAUCUGGCUGGAGGGGCAUGUGUGUGUGAGAGAGAGAGAGACUGUACAAACCAGCCUUAUUAGAUUACAAAAGGUAGAAAUCCACGCCCGUUGCUCCACCCACUAUCUCCUCUGGCCCUGCGCACCUCUGCCAGGUGGCCCCUGGAAGAUGGGGAUGCGGCCCCUGGGCUGCAGAAGCUUCCCUGGCCCCGGCAUAAGCCUGCCUGCCUGUGCCUUGUGAGAUGUGCAUAUUUACCUCUGGCUCAGGGAUGGAGGGAUGUCUGCAGCCCUUCCGGAUGCUCCCAGGCCGCAAGCCGCACCCUCCUUGUCCUCCUUUAAUCCCCAUCCUAUUCUGACUGGGGCUGGUGGGACUUGGGGUCAACCUGUGGAAGGCUGCAGGUGUCGUCUCUCCCCUGUUUCUGUCCCCCAGGCUUGCUCUUCGCUCUGUGCAGGCCUUUGGGAUAUUCAGCUUUCAGAAGGACCCCAAAGACUCUCGCCCUUGUCUGUCUCCCUUCACCCUCGCGCCCUCAGCCUUCAGUUCUACCCAGAAUGCAACACAUUCCGUAUUUUUCCAUCUAUAAGACGUCCCCCUAUUUUGGGGGGGCUCAAAUUUAAGAAAAUGGGGAGAGAGAGAUGGCCCCUAUCUAAGAUGCCCCCCCCAAUUUUUGACAUUUUUCAGGGGGUAAACCUAGUCUUAUAAACGGAAAAAUAUGGUAACUCUUAACAGCUAGGCCAAUAUUUUAUAGGAAAGGAAAGAGCCGCCCCAUUGCAAGGAAUCUCGCAAACCUAGCGUGUGUGGGGCUUUCGAAUCUAUUCCCUUUGGACUGCGAAGCCACUGUGAGGCUGAAGCAGGCUUAAUUUCAAAAGGUGCAUUUAUUUAUAUUUGCCAUAGCUCUCUAUAUUUUUAAUAUAUAUAUAUAUUGUAUGUAUAUAACUGAUUGCAGUCCAGUUCCCAGGGUUUUCUUCGUGCCUGUGAGGACUAGAACCACAUUUUUAAAAAAUGAAGCAACCCCAAAAACUGUAUUCAGGUUUACACCCGUCUAUCUGCUCUGCUGUGUGUUGCACUCGAUGCCUUAGGGACCGGAUGGGGAAGCCCCCAUUGCUAUCCCUGAUGGUUGGCCACACAGGAUGCUGGGAGUUGAAGCCCAACAUUGUAGGGAGGGCCUACCCCACCCCCCGGCUAUUAUAAAAUAAAAGUAGGAACUGUAGGGGAACCAGUUAGCCUCUGAUAACAACCCUUGAUGUCGCUCACGUCUCUCUGGUUCUGGGGCGUGUGUGUCCAAGGGUGGGUUGAAAGGCAGCCAGCAACUGCACACGUGUAGGAACAUAAGAAGACCUUUGCAGGAUCAGGCCAGCGGGAGCCCGCCUGGCCCAAGCACCCUGCUCUCACAGUGGCCAAAGGCCCCAAGGAACCGAAGGACCUAGAUAGACUGUCUCUGGGUCUGGAGGUCCCGUAAGAACGUGCGGAGAGCCCUGCUGUGCAGGAUCAGGCUGAAGGGGACCCAUCUUGCCCAGCACCCUGUUCUCACUGUGGCCGACCAGAUGCCCCAGAUGCGAGCGGGGCUCGAGCAUGACGGCAGCCACACACUCCCCGCUUGUGAUCCUUGCGGGGCCUUUGUUCCUUCGAAAGGACAAUGGGCGAGGCUGAUGGUCAGCAGCUGAAGUUCCUCAUUACCCAGAACAGAGGUCGCCAACGUGGACGGGGUUUUGCAGCUCUCAGCAUCCCUGAUGGUUGGCUGUGCCGACGGGGGAUGAUGGAAGUCCCAGCACCCUCUGCAGGGGCACCUGAGCAGCUGCUCAGACUUUAGAAAUUGAAGAAGCGAGGGCCCUGGCAGAGCAUCAGAGCGGCUGCCUUGCGUGCAGAAGGUCCCUGGCUCAGGUCCCUGAGGCACCCCCCUCUCUGCCUGAAAGCCCAGAGAGCUGCUGCCGGUCAGUGCAGACAGCACUGCCCUUUGCGGACCAACGAUCUGCAUAAAUCAGCUUUCCACAUUCCUAAGAUUUUCAGGGAUAGCUUAUAAAAGCAAAUGUCGGGCACGUCAGCAACUGAGAACCGACGAUUUUGGCGGGGCAGGUUAAGCACACUUUCUUGCAGGGUUGUUGUUUAAACAUUCCUAAGAGUUGUCCACUGAGCUAGAGAUGUCCAUGCACUCUCCAGAUGCUCUGUUGAACACCUGGGGCAAGCUGUGGGCCUCUCCGUUCCUCCCAAGAGAGGGAGGAAAAUCAGGUGUGCAAAGCAUCACAGACACACAACCCCGUCCCCCACAAGAAAUGGAGACCCCCUCUCACAACACCUGUCACUAGGGCCAGAUUCGCACCCUGCAUUUAAAGUACUUCAGUACCACUUUAAGCAGCCAUGGCCUCCUCCCAACAAAUCCUGGGAGCUGUGGUUCGUUGUGGGUGCUGAGAGAUUUUAGGAGACACCCCCCCUCCCCAAAAUAUAGGAGCUAUAGGUCCCAGAGUGGUUUAGGAAUCAGUCCCUCUUCCCUGGGAACUCUGGGAAUUGUAGUCCUGUGAGAGGAAAUAGAAGACUUCUAGCAACUCUCGGGACUCUUAGCAAAACUACAUCUCCCAGAAGUCUUUGGGGGAAGCCAUGACUGUAUCGUCGUGGUAUAUGGCGCUUUGAAAUGCACGGUGUUUGCCUGGCCCUGGGCAGGACAAAUGAACUGUGAGCAAACAGGUUUCGCGAAGAACCUUCCCCUCUAGGAGCGAGGGAGGCAGUGAGCACCAGACUCGUGCGCCUGCGUUUUUAGGAAAAGGAACCCUAUUUAUUUAAUGUGCAAUUUAGAGAAAGGAAAUUAAAAAGCCUUGCUGCAGCCUUUCACUUUUUAAAGCAGCGAUCUUGAAACAAUCUUCUAAGUGCUAAGAAACGUAGCACCUUGGCGUUCGCCCGGUGCCUUGGUGGUCUCUGGAGAGAAAGGGGAGCAGGCAGAGCGAUGACCCUCGUCUCUCGUCAAAACUGCAGCGUCAACGUCGGGGCCCCGCCGGCCUUUUACGGCCACGGAAACCUCCUAACUUGGCCCAGCGCAGACUCCAGGAGGCAGCUGUUACAAGUGCCCUACAGAUUUGUAGAUGACUUUUUUCUUUUUUUAUUAUGAAAAAUAGCUUUAUGUACAGGCUGGCUUGUUUAAGGGGGGGGGGGAGGGAAAUAUAUUUUAUAUUUUAGGGUCUUUUGCCCGAAAAUGUUACGUUUACAAUGUGUACAAUUUCCUCUCUUUUUUUGUACUCUGGUUUGGUUAAUAAAAAUGCCAUGGUCACCCGU
Messenger RNA from Podarcis muralis (Common wall lizard), 5516 nucleotides. It is a transcript of the gene GABPB2, whose product is annotated as GA binding protein transcription factor subunit beta 2. Gene Ontology annotation, biological process: positive regulation of transcription by RNA polymerase II. Gene Ontology annotation, molecular function: protein binding; transcription cis-regulatory region binding. Gene Ontology annotation, cellular component: nucleus. Lineage: Eukaryota; Metazoa; Chordata; Lepidosauria; Squamata; Lacertidae. The record is from RefSeq and is a predicted model, not a curated record.